AUGGCAUGGUCUGGCAAACUCACUUGCAGUUGUAGGUGCUUAUUUCUCUAUGGAUUUCAAGCAUAUGCGAAAAAAAGAUGCAUGUAUGUUAGUGACACCUGCUUCAUGAAGAUUAAACAUUAUUUUGUUUUAGAUUAUGCUAAAUUAAACGGAAACUUUCUGCAGAAUUCUUUCACUCAAAUCAAAGCUGAAAUGGACAAGACUCUGAAGUGGCUCGUACCAUUUUCCGCAAAUAAAAUCAAGUCAGAUAUGCAAAUUUGUGUUUUGUAUUUGUCUACACCUGUCAAAUUAAAUUUUUUUAGGAAACUAAUUACGAUUACAAAGGAGAUGUUUGAGAAGACAAUGUCCUGUUUGAAGAGGAUGCAUUUGCUAAGAUGCGUGAUCAGUUUACACCACAUGAAAUAG
Molecule: messenger RNA, 405 nt
Organism: Vicia faba (fava bean)
Lineage: Eukaryota; Viridiplantae; Streptophyta; Magnoliopsida; Fabales; Fabaceae
Source: the annotation of a GenBank genome assembly